This is a messenger RNA of Macrobrachium nipponense, 9444 nucleotides long. RefSeq lists its product as uncharacterized. The transcript is spliced from 19 exons. The coding region runs from base 315 to 6749 and encodes 2144 amino acids. The record is from RefSeq and is a predicted model, not a curated record. Lineage: Eukaryota; Metazoa; Arthropoda; Malacostraca; Decapoda; Palaemonidae.
AUGGUUACUAAGAGUAGUGUCAGCUGGUACGUUGUGUGAGUAGGUUGGAAGACCUGUGCGUGUGUGACGGCAUCUCAUAUCUGACGAGGCAGGAGAGAGAGAGAGAGGGAGGGGGAGCUUUACAGGUGUCGGCGUAGCCGUUCAGAAACAUGAUCUGGGACUGGCCCACAAGCAAGGGCUGACAACCACCUACCUGUCUAUUUCGAGGCGCCCAGCAGCCCGGGAGGGUAAUAUUUUUAGCCAUGGGGAGUAGUGGGCACGAAGAAGGAACCUGGAGGGUAUUUUGGGCAUGGGUAGAGGGAGCCACUGGCAACAUGGCGUUGGCCCUCCGGGGCUUAGUUGAGCAAGUGCUUUCGUGGACGCCUGUCGGUGCCCUGGGCGGGCACCUGGGUCUUUGGACCAGCAUGGAUACCCUUCACACCCUCCUGGUGGGGUGGCUCGUUUUCGUGGUGUUGAUCCUCGCCAUCGGCGGCUUCUUUUAUGUGAAGUUUGUGAAACGUCUCGAGGAGGAAAAGUUGCUCAAAGCCGCCGCCGCCGCUGCCGCCAGUUCAGGGCUUCCUGAAGGGGAGGAUGAGGAGGAGGAGUACGACGAGGAGGUUCCUCAGGGCGCGGCGUCGUCGUCGAGGUCCGCUGCUUCCGGCCGGGGAGGAGGCAGGUCGCAGGCGCCCGUCGCCGGGAAGAAGAAGAAGAAGAAGGUCGAAGCCGCUAGGAAGCCCACCAUCGUUCCCGAUGGGCCCAGGGAACCCGUCGAUGCUCCUGUGGCCACGGGAGCCGACCCCGACGCCGUCAAUUGGACUAAUAACAUUUUCACGUGGUUCUAUAACAGCGUGGAUGGGGGGCCUAUCAUGACCAAGACCUGGUUGGAGACCGUCAGUGAAAACACGGUCAAAACUGCGCUUGAGACUGGCAUCCUGGUGGAGGUGGUGGAGGUCUACAAGUCGACGCCAGGCCCCGUCCUCUCCAACAUGGUGGUGGACUGUACUCCCAGCGAUAACAUGACGAUAACGUGCGACUGCGACGCCAUUGCCUACAUCCGCCUGAUCACGACUCGAACCCAGGGCGAGGAGACGACCGAGAGCGAGUACGCAUGCGUCGUCAACCCCCUCCGCGGGAGACUCAACAUCGCCAUCAUCACCGAACAGCUGAUGACCGUCGUCAAGUUUGACGGCUGGCCGGAGGUUGGAAUCGAAUUAGAGGGCAUCCGCAACAACGCGACAGGAUUGCACGAGCAGUCUAUAGUGGAUGUGGUGACGGAAGUCGUCACGUCGGCCGUGCGAAACUCGGUUCUCGAAAUGAACUUCCAGAACGUCAGUACCUUCCCAAGGUUCCGGCGAGCGAGACAGGCGCCCGACAAAAUUAUCCCUGUCGGCUAUGAUGCAAUGGUACGUGAGUUACAAACACACCCACCUGAAGUUGGUAAACCAAAGUCUGUACCUCUUAGUUUGCACCGUGACGAAGAACUCGUGGAGGCCGGGGAGUCCUUCACGUCGCUCCCCUUUUCCCAUACCUUGUCUCAGCAAGGUGUGUUAACUACUAGUGAGGAACAGCUGAUAGUUAGAAAUCUGAACAAAUACCCUUCUCUUGAAAACACAGAGCUUGAUGCAGAUGACGUUAGUGAGUGGCAGAAAUCUUGGGAGCAAAAUUACGUCCCUGCUUCAGAGCUUCCUGCUGAGGAAAUUGUGUCCAGUGACAUUACAGAUGCAGGUGAAGUUCUGGCAGAGAUCAGAGAGCCUUCACCUUCACCUUCCCCGACGAAAAACUUUGUUCUCAUAGCAUCCAACAGAUCAAAGCUCAUUGACGAGCCGAGAAAUGAAUUGACUAUAGAGGAAAUCAUUGACGACGAGGUAGAAAGUGUAGUUAAAGAUGCACCUGAUGAGCCUUGCCUAAGAAGAGUGAAUGGUAGUGCACGCGACAGUAUUCUUGCUACGCCUGUGAUAGAGCCUCCAAAGAAAUUGGAGGAAGAAGACGAGGAGGACUUGGACCACCCACUUCGUUUAGAGGAGAUGGAGUUCACUGACAAGUCUCUAACUGGUACCUCAGGUGUUGGGCCUUUGCCAGCCCUUCCCGGCCUCCAGAAGGGACCAUUCGUAAGUGAAGCAUGUAGAGUGGAAGUUAAGGUUUCUGAAAACAAUAAGCUUGGAGCUAGUGUUCAGACUGCAUCUUUUGAACCAAGUGUGCCUUGUGACCUCUCUGAGUGUGACCAGGAGGAUACAGUCCCUAUGCAAACCCUCUCACAAUCCCCACCACAUAACAACCAACAGUCAGUUCAUGAUGAUCCUAGUGUGUGUCCUUUCACUGAUGCCGCUAAUUCACCCGACGAUUGCCAUGUAAACCUCCUCCAAUCCUAUGCUUCAACAUCUCUAGAGCUUGACACCCACUGUGCUUCUGCUUUCCAUGCAAUAGAAACUGACAGAAGCAGAGAGACUAGUCAUACUUCUUAUUAUCAUUCUUCUUCUGCAGAAAAUAGUAAUAGAGACUGUAGUAGGAAGGGUGAUGGACUCUCAGGAGAUUUUAUUUUUCCUAGGGAUACUGCUAUGCUAGAUACAGAUCUUAGGGAAAAUGAAACUGAGCUUGUAGUGGGGAAAAGUUUUGCAAAUUUGCAUGCUGACUUGAAUCAUGAAAGCACAUGCCAAAAAGGCAAAACCCUCAACACACACUACCAUGUCAUAGACAGUACACAAAAUCUUUCACUGAACUGCUGUCUGUCAGACAACAUUAAAUUUAUUGAUGACAGUGAAAGUGAAUUUGAAGGUGAGUGUGCCAAACGGGCUGUAGCAUAUGGAUAUUCAUCAGAGGAUAAUGAGGAGGAGGCACUCCUCAAGAAUGACCUAAACAGAGAACUUACUGCUUCCACGUGUGCCUUUGAGGGGAUGGGAAAUGAAGGAACUGAGAAGAGGAUCUGUCUGAAUGAAUUCACAGACAAUCUUUUCAAGCAGCUGGAACUUGAGGAAUCAGAACUUGUUCUUCCUGAGGAAAAUGUCGAAAUACUCACGUGGGAAGUCACAGAAGUGUACGAAACAAAUGAAAGGAACCUUCUUUAUUCAGAGGAUUCCAAAGAGGACUCGGACGAAACUCUGAGUGAGUCUGACGGGAGCACUGAAGAUGAGUCUGAAACCGAUUCAUCAGACUAUGACGUCAAGGAACUUCCUUACAAGAAAAUAAUAGAUUGUAAUGAAGAUGAUGUACCUGGAAUUGGUCAUUGUAACACCUACACAUUGUUGAGGGAGGAAUCUUCUGGUUUGACAGACUUGAACAAAAGUUCUUCCAGUGAUGAGACAAAUGAGCUUUCGAGUGACGAAGAGGUAAAUUAUGUUCUGGACAGAGAAAAUAGCCAAGAAAAUAACUUAGAUCCCACUGGCUUUGUCUUUAGGAAUCCUUCUUUUGAUUUGCCAAAUAAUACUAAUGUACCAAAUCCAGUACAUGAACUGGUUAUAACAAACAUGUCUGCGCAGGAGUGUGAAUUCCCCAUCAGGGAAGUGAUCAGCGACUCAGACUACGCUGGGUAUUUGAAAAGCGACACUAGCGAGUGUGAUGAUGCCGAGGAUGAGUAUUCUGAUGAGUGCCCAGAUGAUGGUAUGGCAAAACUGAGUGAACUAUCUGAUACCCUUGCUGAAACUGACGACGAAAAUGAAAAUACCCUGUUUGAGGACUAUACCUCUGUCUUGAAUAACACAAAUAUUAAGGUUCAGUCCUCUGAGGAACACCUCUUUACAAAGGAGACUUCUGAUAUUAACAUGCUGUCGAAUACUUCAAAUAUAACUCGGUCAUCAAAGGACUCAUUUGAUAACAUUAGUUCUGAUAGGGCUGAGGUUAUUGACUUCAACAAGAUUGACGACCUCAUAAGAGCAGUCAAAGAAGCCGACUGUGAUUCGGCUGUUGUUGACGACUCCUUUUCAAUCAGUGGGUCCCAAGAUUUUCCACAGGAAUACUUUCUCAAUAGCAGUUAUGAAAGAAGGUCACCACUGUCAGCCAGUGAACAAGCAGUGGAUGAGAAAUUUGGCUUUCAGAGUACAAAAUCAAAAUUUCUAAUGGGGAUGAUUAGUUCAGAAAAUGUUGCAGUUCAUCCAAACACUUUCUUUGGACGUCAUAAUUUAGACCUGACCACUUUUGGCGUGAGUGGAGAAAGGCAAAGACCUGCUGAUAAUGAAUCAGAUGUUCUUAGUAGAUCGUCAAGCAUUCUUAGCGAUGCUGUAGUAGGCAACUCUACAGACUCAGAGGAAGAGUUAAAAGGGUCUUUUCAAGAGGACCAGGACACUUUCUUAGAUGAGCAGAAUGGUUCUCUGGAUCGCAACUGGAGGACUACAGAUAUUGAAAAGAUUGCUGAGGCUGAAGUACAGUUACCCUCCUAUUCUGAUGCCUCGGGACCUUCGAUCAUAGAAACACAUUUCUUCUCAAAUGCAGGAGCUCAUAUGCCUCCAGCUACAGGGGUACAAACACCCCCAACUGGAGAAGCAAGUGUACCUUCCAAGAAAGAAGCAACAGCACCUGCACCAUGUUUCACAGAUUUAUCCAUGCUGUAUUUUCAGACACUUCAUGUGAAUAAGGCUGCUCACUCAGACAAUGGUUUUGGUGCGAAUGAACAGUCACAGUCACAGUCACAAACUCAAGUACUAAUAGAUGAGAGUCAAGAAAUAAAAGAAAAUACAAUUUUGUCGUCUGCCCUUAGUCGUGUAACUGAAAUUGAUUCGGAAGAAGUGGGUGUUAGGAGCUUGAACGAAACAAAAUCACAUUUGUCCCUUGAAGAGAAGCCUUGUCCCCCAGUUAGUUAUGAUGUAUCUGACAAGCAGUCCCAUAAAAGUGAUGGUAGGAAUGAAACAAAUAAUGUUUUGGAAUUUUCAGGAGAUUCUUUGCUAACUACCAAAUUUGUUCAUGUGGAUGCACUAACUCAGCUUGACACAGCUCGUGCACUAACACAUCAACAAGUCAGUAGUUCCCCUGGCUCCUCAUAUGAGUACAUUACCAGGGAUGAAUCGACAAGUGACGCGUCACUCACAUCUGGCUUGCCUCGUUGGAGCCGACCCCAGUCUUCCUAUCCCGUACAUGGCACAUCCAUGGUGGUCUCAAAUGUAUCUUCAUCAACUCAGGGGCAACCCAUGGGAAUACCCGGACUGAACGGCAAACGGCUUCUCGUGAAGAUUGUGAAGGCUGUUGGUAUAGGCUGUGAUAAGAGUGUUUCAGAGGCCUAUGCAGUUGUGGAAAUGGAUGAACCAGCACAGAAGUUUACGACAGCUGUUGUUAAAGAUACCAGUUCCCCCUUUUGGGAUGAGCAGUUUCUCUUUGAUCUCAGUGAAGGUACACUGGAAUUACUCUUCGAGCUCUACGACAAACUAGAUGGAAAUUUCUUAGGAUUGGGAAUUGUCGGUAUUGAAGAACUAGUGGCUACUCCUUCCCAGAGACAGAUUAUUCCCCUCCAGUCCAGACCGUACGAAGAUGAUGAAGUUUCAGGAUCUUUAACUGUAGAGUUUCUCUUCUUAGAUCGAGCAGACCUUCCAGACCUUACUCUCCGUUCCAGUGCAACCAGCCAGAGUUUAUCAUCGAAAGGUGAUCUCGUCACGACAACUACGACCACAUAUGUAAAGGCCCCAGAGUGCAAAGAUGUCAUCGUCAAUGGUGGUGAUGGUGUUGCUGCAGCUGUGUUGAGAGAUAUAGAAGAGAAGAAGGUUGUAGUUGCAAACAAUGCUAACAAGUCCACAAUGAUCAUCCAUGCCUCUAGAAAGGAAAUGACCAAGAGAGUGAUACAGGUCCAGCGAGCUCCUAGUGGUGAAUACAAGGAACUAAUGGUACAGCCAGGUGAGGAGGACGGGUACAACGAAAUACCUGUUGAAGAUUUGACUGCUCUGACGACAACAGCCACCACAACCACCACGACAGUCAGUGCGAGCAUAACUCAGAGUACAGCUGUUACCAACAGCGUAAUCGCCCCCUCGACCACUACCACCACUGCCAGCACCACUACUACAACGAAUACCGAAUCAAUAGAUCCCUCUGAUUUAGAUGAACGUGGUAGAAGUAGAGGUAAUCGCCGCAAACGAGAUUCUUUCUUUGGUACACUAAAAAAACGAUUUAGUCGAUCCAAAGUACGAUCCAAAAGUAUGGAUCCAGGGGCAAGAGACGCUUCAUUGGAUCGUGAUCCUUCAGUUGGCCGUUCAGUCUCCAUGGAAAGGGCAGCCAAUGUCCGAGCCUCAGAGGAGCAGCACGAAACUCCGCUAGUGCUUCAGGACCCCCUUUCCACAACUCCUGCCCACUACCUCUAUCUUUUACACUCCCAACGGUUACUGUCAGUGCCAGCCAGCGCAGGUGGAGAUGGAGGGUCUACAAGAUCAUCGAUAAGCGACACAUCAGCUAUUAGCAGUUCCUCUACCAGAACAUAUGUCAAUGAGGCCUCUACCCUCAUUGUAGAGACCAGCGAAAAUGGAAUUUUAAAACACUUCCUAAUCCCAUUGGCCCUACAGCAAAAAAGCAAGUGGAGGAAAAAAGGCCUAAAGCUUCAUGUUUUUGGAGAACACACAUUUAUUGCUAAGCAUAUGCCGAGUUCGACCCCGUGUCAAGUCUGUCAGAAGACCCUAGGACGAAGGUUUGGUAAACAAGGAUAUGAAUGUCGAGACUGUGGCUUCAAAUGUCAUAAACCUUGUCACGUUAAAACGGAUACAGUCUGUCCAAACUCAACUGUUAACAAUAUGGAUCUAGAAUACGUGAAGGAUCCUCGAGAAGAGAGGCGGAACAGGCUUAAGAAACUUAAGUCAACUUGAAACAUCUUGCCAAUGAAGUUUAGUGGAACACCCGGAAGUGUACUUAUAUCUUAAUGAGGAAAAUACACUAUAUACAAAUUCAUAAGUAUAAAAACUGUUGUAAUUUUUAUGGCUAUUUGUUCUGAUUAUAGCAGAGUUUAUCAAUAAAAACACUAAUUUUUUAUCUGAAACGUCAGUGAAAAGCAUGUACGGGUACUCUAUCGUACUUCUUCACGACUACAUAAUAAUUUUAGUUACUCGGCAGUUAUAUCCUGGUUCCCAUAGUGGAUCUGGGCUAUAGUCACUUCAAUAUUAAAGAAGAAAGCAACUCUAUUGUUGAAGAAAUAUCGACACUAAUUUUUUUAUUAGUACAUUAUUCUACUCUAUUGCACUCUAUCAUUUUAGUAGAAGCAGCUCACAAGUUCUAAUUACUUAAGAUUUGCAUCAUGUGAGCAAAUUGAUGUUGCACUGAUAUACUACUUGGUUUAAAAGUGAAAUUCUACAAGACUUCGAAACCCUAAAUUAUCUUAAUCUUCAAUUUAUCUGAAUUUUUCAUCAGGGACUUGUAACUCAAAUCAAAUAUGCAGUAAGGUAGAAUAAGCCACUCAUGAAAUCAUAAAUUCUUUAUAUAUAAAACUAAUCAUAUUGCAUAAUGUCAAUUUAUUGUGAUACUAUGUUACAGAUGAGCUUAUGAAGUUAUGCUAGCACUCUAUGUUUGUUGCGUACUCCCAGCUACUUUUGGUGAAAUACACUGAUGCCACUUCAGAUUCAGUGACAUUUACUGGCAGAAAAUAGUGUGGUCUAAAUGAUAAAUAGAAAGCUGUUGUAUGAAUGUCUUGAAUGCCUGUUAAAUAGUGUGGUUCUAGCAUUGAAUAUAAUGUGGGUUAUUUCACUAUUUUUCCAAAGCAAUAUUAUUGUUAAGUCUUUGCUCGCAUUCUUUAUCGUCAUUUUUUGUGUUUAUGAUAUGUGCAGCUCUUAGUAACAACUCAGUUUGAUUAGUAUAAAAUGUUUCUUAUGAAAUAGUUUAUUUAAAUUCAUCCACAGUACUUUUUAAAUUGUAACUAGUUAUUUUUUCAAUAACGUCUUCCUUUUUCUUUUUUUUCUAGUUCACAUAUUUUAAUAAUCUUAACUGUAUUCCUGUACCAUAACAGCAUACAAUUUUGCAGUUUUUCAUCUAAUACUAAUAAGUUUUACAUAUAUUUUUUGAUUUAACAAAGGAUGCUUUGUCAUAGAGUACAGAAAUCAAAGUUUAACUGUGAAAAGUGGUUUUCCUUAUUUGUUAUAAGGGUUUGUGAUGAUGAUACUGUAUUUUCUAGAUUAUUAAUGCAGUGAAUAAAUUUGUACAUAUCUUCUAUCCAGAAUACAUGUAUAGAGUUUAGCAUGGAAACUGGAGUUCAUAUUUCUAUUACAAAAUAGACAUGUGAACAUUGGUAGAGCCUUAUGUUAGUACUAUUACUUUGCCAAGUUUUGUGUCAUAGGAGGCCUUAUACGAAUCAUGAUUUCUAAGGAAAAACUUUAAAUUGUAUUUUUGGAUUCUUUGAAAUGCCUGGGGAACGUUUCGUUUUUUAAAUACUUUUGUGUACAGAACAAUUAGGUAGAAUAUGUUUACAUUUUCAUAUGUUUAGAUCAUAUUUAUAGACUGAAGAAAUACAGGGAUUAUUUUUUAACAAAAAUAUAUCACAUCUCUCAAUAAUACAUAUAUGUUGACUGUAUAUAUUUAUAUAUGUGCAGACUUGUGCCAUGCAUCUUAUUUAAAAUGACUGCUCGAAUGCACAGAUCUUGAAGUACGUUCACCUCUCCCAGAUGAAAGAUCUUCUAGAUAGGGUAUAGCUACAUUACCUAUAGAAAUUGCUGUAUUAACGUUACAAGUUGCACUUUUGUGAUUGCUAAUUCAUUUGCAAAAAGGAUUUUUUCUACAUAUAGCUUAGACCUUGCAUUAAAGUACACAAUUUAAAUAAACCAGUUCUAAACAUUUUCACAGAAAUUGUAUAUAUUUUAUUCUGUAUAGACAUUAUUUGUCAUAUAUAAAACUUGUACAGCUUUUCAGAGAACAGCAGUUUCAAUUUUGUAUUUUUUUAUUGCCUGUAAAGCUUUUCUAAAUUAGUGUUGCUAAAAAAGCAGGCCAGGUUCCCAGUUAUUCAGCCUGUUUUACUUCUGUUGAAAUUUACUGUGUACAUUUUUUUUGGCAUUUUUAAAUUAAACACAGAAAUAUUUCUUACAUUCAAAGAGUUUCUAUGCAAAUAAUUAUAGUUUCUUAAUGUAAGGAUUUGGAAUUACCACAUCAUGGGAUUCAAAAUCAAAUAUAAAAAUAGAAAAUUAAAUACAACAAAAAUUUAGGUUAAAAAAUUUAAGCUGCUUAGAGAAUUGUGAAACAUAAGAGAAAUAUUUGUUGUACAUUACUUUUUGUACUUCAUAUCUUCCAAGUAUCGUGGAAACCGACAACACUGAAGUUUCCUUUCACAAGUCACUGAAUAUAUAUAUAUGCUUCAAUUUCAUAGGUAUAAAAUGCUAUAUUCUACUGAGCUUGUUCCUUACAUUUACAAUUAUUCCUCUGAGAUCUGGAUUUGCCUGUUUUUAAGAAUUGUGCAGGUCACUUUAAAAGAAAAUAUUUUAUGUUGUUAUAGACUGUAUGUUUAGAAAAGGCUUACUGUUGAUUUGUCAGUACUUUUUUACGUGUCAGUGUAAGAUGUGCGAUUUAAUAAUAUCUUCCAAACCA